Messenger RNA from Oncorhynchus nerka (sockeye salmon), 2313 nucleotides. Its product is annotated as glutamate receptor ionotropic, NMDA 3B-like. Gene Ontology annotation, biological process: monoatomic ion transport; ionotropic glutamate receptor signaling pathway. The transcript has 4 exons. Gene Ontology annotation, cellular component: plasma membrane. Lineage: Eukaryota; Metazoa; Chordata; Actinopteri; Salmoniformes; Salmonidae. Gene Ontology annotation, molecular function: NMDA glutamate receptor activity. Bases 1 to 2313 code for a protein of 770 amino acids. The record is from RefSeq and is a predicted model, not a curated record.
AUGAAUUUAAUCUUCUCAAGAUUAUUGGCAUACUUUUACUUCGGAUUCCAAGUCAUUCUACAGUUCUACAUCGACCCUUGUCACCUCCAUCCCCAGCCGUGUCACAUUCUGGCGCAGAUAGGAAACACCGUGCGCCUUGGUGCCCUUCUGCCCACCCGCCAGACGGCCAGGGUGCAGGCUGCCCUGAACCGCGCCCUCGCCGGUCUCGCUCAAACUGGGGACAACUUUCUACCUUUCAACCUGAGCCUGGAAGUGGUUCCCCAAGAGCCAGCAAAAGGAGACCCCGAGUCCCUUUUCAGGUGUGUUUGUCAGGCUAUCGUUGUUCAGGGGGUCUCCGCUGUGCUCGCCUUCCCCCAGACCCAGGAAGAGAUCGUACAAGUGGAAUUUAUGGCUUCAUUUUUGGAAAUACCUUUUAUAAGCAUCAUUGAAUACGGAGAGCCUCUGAAAACACAGAACCGCUUCCACCUACAGAUGGUUACUCGGAUCCCCCCGUCGGGCCUGUCGGAGCUGCUGCUGGCCGUCCUCCAGCGGAGCGGCUGGCAGGAGCGCAUGGCCGUGCUGUGCCAGGGUUGGGAGGAGGAUGGCCUGCUGGAACUACUGGACCUCCAGAGCCACCUGGGCUGUGGUGCAAACCGUUGGCAACUCCGCGCCCUCCUCAACCUCACCCGUGCUGGCCCAGCAGAAUCCCAAAUCCAGGACUUCCUUUCAGAACACUUCCGGGGGCAGGGCCCAAGUCAGAUCCCACCACCGGCCGCGGUGCUGCUGUUUGGGGGCGACCCAGAGUGUGCCGCGGCGGUGCUGCGGAGCGCCCAGGACUUGGGGCUGACGCUGCCCAUGGUGCACUGGGUGCUGGGCUACCCACUGAGCCCCGACGCCCUGCACUCCAUCGGCCUACCCCUGGGUCUGCUGGCCUACGGUGAGGUGGAGCGCAAGCCGCUGGACUUCUACAUCCGCGACGCACUCCAGCUGGUAGGCCGGGCAGUGUCAGCGGCCACAGUGGUGCGCCCAGACCUGGCGCUUAUCCAGAACAUGGUCAACUGCUACGACAAACCCAACAAGCACGAGGUUCCUGUCCAACACGUCGUUCUCAGGGCUGACGGGGCCGGUGUCGGUGCAGAGGAACCUAUCCCGAGUUCUCACCUCUCAGCGAUUCCACAUCUGGAGCCUGCAGCGGGACGCGGUGGGCCAGCCCACCUGGGUGACAGUGGGCAGCUGGGAGGGGGGCCAUCUGGAGGUGGAGGACCAGGGCCUGUGGCAAGGGCACAAUGGCAAGGGCCAUGGCCAGGGGGAGGGCCAGGGAGGCGGGGCGGGGGCCGGUGGCGAGCCGGCAGUCCUGUGGCAGGCAGCCGGGUGCGGGUAGUCACCCUAGUGGAGCACCCCUUCGUAUUCACGCGGGAGGUGGAUGAGGACGGGAACUGUCCGGCAGGACAGUAUUGCCUGGACGCGGGGACAAACAGCUCGGAUAUGCUGGAGCGCUACUUCAGUGAGCGUGCCACAGGAAACUCUACCUUCCUGCCCACGGACUACGGCAAGUGUUGUUACGGAUACUGCAUAGACCUGCUGGAGAAAAUGUCAGAGGACAUGCACUUCGAGUACGACCUGUACAUUGUGGGCGACGGGAAGUACGGUGCAUCGAAAAGCGGCCGCUGGACUGGGCUGGUGGGUGACCUGCUCAAUGGCGUGGCCGACAUGGCCGUCACCUCAUUCAGCAUUAACUCAGUACGCAGCCGUGUCAUCGACUUCACCUCGCCCUUCUUCUCCACCUCGCUGGGCAUCCUGGUGCGCAGCAAGGACACGGCGGCGCCCAUCGGCGCCUUCAUGUGGCCCCUGCACUGGUCUAUGUGGGUGGGCAUCUUUGUGGCGCUGCAUAUCACCGCCCUCUUCCUCACCCUCUAUGAGUGGAAGAGCCCGUUUGGCAUGACGCCACACGGACGCAACCGUCUGCGCGUCUUCUCCUACUCGUCUGCGCUCAACCUCUGCUACGCCAUCUUGUUUGGCCGCACGGUCUCCAGCAAGACGCCCAAGUGCUGGACGGGUCGGUUUCUGAUGAACCUGUGGGCCAUCUUCUGCCUGCUGGUGCUGUCCAGCUACACAGCCAACCUGGCCGCCGUCAUGGUCGGCGAGAAGACCUUCGAGGAGCUAUCGGGGAUCCACGACGCCAAGCUCCAUCACCCAUCCCAUGGUUUCAGGUUUGGUACGGUGAGGGAGAGCAGCGCUGAGGAGUACAUGAAGAAGAGUUUCCCAGAGAUGUACGAGUACAUGAGGCGCUACAAUGAGCCCACCACACCCGAUGGAGUGUCCACCCUCAAGUAA